Phragmites australis (common reed) is the source of this 3157-nucleotide messenger RNA. RefSeq lists its product as uncharacterized. Bases 269 to 2476 code for a protein of 735 amino acids. NCBI's taxonomy places the organism in Eukaryota, Viridiplantae, Streptophyta, Magnoliopsida, Poales, Poaceae. The record is from RefSeq and is a predicted model, not a curated record. The transcript is spliced from 4 exons. Gene Ontology annotation, biological process: protein phosphorylation; spliceosomal complex assembly; regulation of mRNA processing. Gene Ontology annotation, molecular function: ATP binding; protein kinase activity.
UGCAAUACAUCCAAAAUAGGAGGAUCGACGUGGGAAAGCUCCCCGCGUCUUCUCUCUCUUCUGUCUCUCCUCCGGGGAUGAUCCCUCCCACCCCACCACCUGGAAAAAUAGUAAACCAAACCAAACCCGCCAUCAUCUCCCUCCGCGAUUCCCAACCCUAUUGGCCCAGGUGGACGCGCUCGCCGCCGGUGGGAUCGCCGGAGACCGACGCGGGGCCCACCCCGGAUCCCUUGUGGUAGCCGUAUAGGAGGAGGAACCGAGGAGGAGGAUGUCGCGGGUGCCGUCGCUGUCGCCGUCGCUGUCGGGCGACGAGGACGUGGAAGAGGAGGAGGAGGACGAGGGCGUCGACGGCUACCGCAAGGGCGGCUACCAUGCCGUCCGCCCCGGGGACCAGUUCGCCGCAGGCCGCUACGUCGCCCAGUGGAAACUCGGCUGGGGCAACUUCUCCACCGUCUGGCUCGCCUUCGAUGUCCAAUCACAGAAAUAUGUGGCUCUCAAGAUUCAAAAGAGUGCGCCCGAGUUUGCGCAGGCUGCUCUUCAUGAAAUCGAGUUCCUGUCAGAGAUCACCAAGAGGGACCCUUCCAAUUGUAAAUGCAUCAUUCAGUUGAUGGAUCACUUCAAGCACACAGGGCCGAAUGGGCAGCAUAUCUGCCUUGUCUUUGAGUUCCUGGGAGAUAGCUUGCUUAAGCUGGUACAGUACAACCGGUACAAUGGCAUUGGGUUCGAUAGGGUGAGGCAAAUAUGCAGAUCCAUUUUGGUAGGUCUUGAUUACUUGCACAGUGAGCUUGGUAUCAUCCAUUCAGAUUUGAAGCUUGAGAAUGUUCUCCUUGUUUCAACAAUUGACCCCUUGAAGGACCCCAUACGCUCUGGGCUUAAACCCAACCUUGAGAGGCCUGAGGGGAAUCCUAAUGGAGAAGUUGGUCUCAACCCUAUUGAGAAGAAACUAAAGAUGAGAGCAAGGAGAGUGCUUGCAAAGCUUGCUGAAAGAAGAAAAUCAGUUGCAGAAUCUUCACGCUCGGAAAGGAGCUUGGAUGGGAUUGAUCUGACGUGCAAGAUUGUGGACUUUGGGAAUGCUUGUUGGGGUGACAAGCAGUAUACAGAUUUCAUUCAGACAAGGCAGUACCGGGCACCAGAGAUCAUUCUAGGUGCAGCAUAUUCGUUUUCGGUUGAUGUGUGGUCGCUUGCGUGCAUUGCUUUUGAGCUUGCCACAGGCGAAAUGCUAUUUACACCCAAGGAAGGCCAUGGAUACAGCGAAGAUGAGGAUCACUUGGCUUUAAUGAUGGAGCUCCUUGGCAAGAUGCCAAAAAAAAUUGCUACCAUGGGAACACGGUCAAAGGAGUAUUUUGACCGCCAUGGAGAUUUAAAGCGGAUAAGAAGGCUGAAAUUCUCAUCUGUCGAGCGCAUCCUUGUUGACAAAUACAGAAUUUCUGAAUCUGAUGCCCAGGAAUUUGCCAAUUUCCUUUGCCCUUUACUUGACUUUGCACCAGAGAAGAGGCCGACAGCUGCACAAUGCCUACAGCAUCCAUGGCUUCAACACAAUGAUGAUAAGACUUGUGGGGCUCUUAACAACACUGGUCCCAAGAAUGUUGAUCUGACACACAGCACAGGAAUCGUCACCAGCAGUGACUGUAAGAAUAUUGAUGUGACACACAACAUUGGAAACCUCACUGGCAACUGUGACAAAAGUGGUGAUGCAAAAUGCAACACUGCAAGCAUUGCCAACAAUGUUUCCACGAAUGCUGAUGUACAGCCCAAUAUCGGAAGCAUUGCCAACAGACAUUCCAAAAAUGCCGAUGUACAGCCUAAUACCAGAAGCAUUAUCAACAGACUUGCCAAAAAUGCUGAUGUAAAUAUGAACAUUGGAUCCAUUGUUAACAGAGAUGUCAAUAAUUCUGAUACAAAGCCUCACAUUGGAAGCAUCGCCAACAGUGAUGCCAAAAGCUCUAACGCAAAGCUGGACACUGGGAGCACCAGAAAUGCCAAAACUAUUGAUAUAAAGCCCAACACUGGCAGCAUCACCAGCAGAGAUGACAAGAGUAGUAAUGUGGACAUCACCACUUCCAGUGUUCUCAACAGAGAUGUGAAGUGCAGCAUUAGAAGCGUUGUCAAUUCUUAUAUCAAGAACUUCGAUGCGAAGUGCAACUCUGGAGGCAUUGCCAAUAGUGAUGCCAAUAAUUCAGAUAUGAAGCCCAGCACUAGAAGUAUUGCCACUGUGGGUGGUGGCAAGAGUAUGAACAUAAAGCCAAACAGUGGAAACAUUAAGAACAAUGAUGCCAUCAAUAUUGUUGUAAAGCCCAACGCUGGGACUGAUGCCAACAGUGACACCAAAAACGCUGAUGUACAGACUAAUACUGGAAGUGUCACCAGCAGCGAUGAUAAUGUUGUUGAUACCAAACCAAACAUUGGUCGUGUUGCUGCAAGUAUACAGAGGUUGGAGAGCAGCAUGGGUAAAGUGCAAAUCGGGAGAUAUCGGUGAUAGAGCCCAUGCUAAUGCUGACCAAAAUACCUGUUUUCACCGGCUUGGAUAUCUAUUUACCGUGGAGAGGCAUAUUCUUUUACAUUAGAUAUAUACUAUUGAUUUGAUUACUCAGGUUAAUAACUCUUAUCUGGAGCCAGCCUGCCUACACAUUGAGGACCUGGCAGGUACCAGCUGGUGCUCUCGAAUAUCUGUAUUCCUACCAACUGUAAAAAGUUUUGUGUUUGCCCACAGAAUGUACACGGAGGUACAUAUUUCUUAUAUACACUCUACCCAUGGAGCAAAAUGGAUUAGUGUUCACAGAUUGACACUCAAAAUUACAUAACAUUCUUUUGUACUUUUGGUGGCUAAAUAUGGAGGUCUCUUCGGGAAUGUGUACGUGCAGUAGUAACAGAAGAUUCCUGUUCCUAAUGUGGUGGAUGCACUGGAAGGGAAUAAUUGUAUUCUGACCAGUCACACAACAGUACUCUUUUGUUUCUGCUGAUACUCUGCUAUCCGAGAAAAAAAAAAGAUUGGUCUAUAUCUAACACGAAUCAUCAUUUGUCGGAGCUGGGGGUUGACAUUUUUGUUUGGUUUCUUCUUGUGAGAUUGCAUGUAAAAACUGGGAACAUAAUGUGUUGUAUAAACUUUUCUUUGAUGAUUCUUUUUGUAGUGAACAGCAAUCAAAUUGACAUAAACUUU